Molecule: messenger RNA, 789 nt
Organism: Geodia barretti
Lineage: Eukaryota; Metazoa; Porifera; Demospongiae; Tetractinellida; Geodiidae
Source: the annotation of a GenBank genome assembly
AUGGCCGCUGCGCUGCACCAGAUCUCCAAGGGCCGCGUCGAUAUCAACGUCGUGCCGGGCGGGAUCCAAAACGACUUCGAACGGGUGGGCGAGAACAGCACCCACGAGACGCGCUACGAGCGCGCCGAGGAGUUUAUCGCCGCCUGCCGCAAGCUUUGGAUGGAGCCGGGACCGGUGGACUUCGCCGGCGAGUACUAUCGGCUGCGCGACGCCUACUGCGCCCCACAGCCCGGAGAGGAGGGGCCGCGUUUCUACCUGGGCGGCGCGUCGCCCAGGGCGCUGGGGCUGUCGGGUCGGCAGGCCGAUGUGCACCUGUCGUGGAUCGAGCCGCUGGAGGAGACCGCCAAGCGCAAUGUGGACGUUGCCGCCGAGUUCGCCAAGGCCGGACGGACUCCGGAGCUGGGUCUGCGUACGCACCUGGUGGUGCGCGACACCGAGGCCGAGGCUUGGGAUGCCGCCAACGAGCUUAUCGCCCACGCGGACCCGGCGGUGAAGGCGCAGCGGCAGUCGGCCAUUGUGGGCACUCAGAUGGUGGGGCAGCAGGCGCAGGCUCGCGAGGCUCCCGACCACCGCGUCGGGCCACACCUGUGGAACGGUCUGUCGGAGGUGCGCGUCAACUGCGGCACAGCCAUCGUCGGCACGCCGCAGCAGGCCGCCGAUACGCUGUACAGCUACGCUCAGUUGGGUUUCCAGGAGUUCAUUCUCUCUGGAUUUCCUCACGUUGAGGAGUGCCGCAGGGUCUCGGACGAGGUGUUGCCGCGGCUGCGGGAGAGGCUGGCUACCGGUUAG